ACAUUUUGUAACUAAGACCAUAAAUUCAGCCUUUUUCAAACGCAUUUUUCAGAAAAUCAACAAUAAAGUGUAUUUCUAGUACUUACUACGUAGUCACCAUGGCAUCGUGUCUUGUUGUACUGAUCUGGACUUUGCGUAACUUAGCUCGAGUUUGAAUGGAUCUGAGGGGCUCCUGAUUCUUGUGGUAUUAUGCACCAAUGAGAUAUGGCGGAUUAUGAUGGUGGCGUUCUAGCUGUUGGAAUAAAUGUAGAUAUACAGAGAACAGAUGGUCGUGUACAUUCGGCUAUUGUAAGUGGUAUUAAUCCCAAUACAAAAAGUGUGACAGUAGAAUGGUAUGAAAAAGGAGAAGCUAAAGGAAAGGAGAUAGAAUUGGAAGCAAUACUUCAAUUGAACCCGAAUUUAAGAUAUUCAUGUCCCAUCGUAGAUAAUGUUUAUGGAAAUGCUGAUAUCAGUCGAAACAAUUUAGUUAAAGAAGUUCCGAAUUCCUCACACCGUCCCGGAGUCAAUCUUCCUACUGAUAUACGGCAGUCUCAAAAUUCUGUUCCUGUGGCGGCUUCUGCUUCUGUUCUCGCUCCAUCUGGUAACAAAGUUAACGCCACUCAAAUAGAAUACUCAUCUAGUAAUCAAUCUCGUUUGAUUGCCCCAUCAACACGCGUUCCUGUCCCGUCUUCUCGUGUGCCUAUUGGCCAUGUUCCCACUCGCUCUACAACAAUAUCUGCCUAUGAUGACCGUACAAAUAACUCUUCUCGAUCUCAAGCUCCUCUCCCGGUACAUAAUUCUGUGGAUAUUAGUCACACUCACAAUGAAGGAUUCCGUUAUAAUGUACAUCAACAUCGUGCAAUUUCUGAUGAGCCAAUGGAUGAAGAUCUGGAACCAUCAGAAUCUGUUCAACUGGACCUCAAUGAUUAUAAUCAUGUGACCAGUAUGUUACGGGAACCUGAAAAUAAUACUUUACUCACUGAACGGAUGGAACAGGAUAUCGGUGAUGUAAUUGAAGAUAACCUUCAAUCAGGAAUAAUCAAUGGGAACCGUGGCUUUGCAGGUGAUGCUUCUCGCCGUCUGAUAGGUCGCGCAAAUUCUAAUUUAGGCGCACCUAUUGUAAAUAGUACAUUGUCUGCACUGAAUACAAGUUCACCUACUACUGCUCCUGGUGUUAACGCUGGUGCCGCAGGUGGUAGUGGAACUCUACGCAAGUCUAAUUGUGUGAAAGAAAUCGAGCGAAUACAACAGCGACGUGAAGAACGACGUGCUGCCCAAAAAGCAGUUCGUGAUCAAAUUGAUUUAGACCCAACCAAUCCUAGUUAUGAGUUUCAUAUGAUGAUUCAUGAAUAUCGAAAUACAUUGGAAUACAGACCCUUAACCAAUACAGAUUUAAUAGAAGAUCAUCAAAUAUGUGUUUGUGUACGUAAACGUCCUAUGAACAAAAAAGAACUUGGCCGUCGUGAAAUUGAUGUGAUCACAGUCCCGAAUAAACAACAUGUACUUGUCCAUGAACCAAAAACUAAAGUUGAUCUAACGAAAUAUCUUGAAAAUCAACAAUUCCGUUUUGAUUAUGCAUUUGAUGAUACAUCGGAUAAUGAACUUGUGUAUCGGUAUACUGCAAAACCUUUAGUAGAAUGUAUAUUUCAGCGUGGCAUGGCCACAUGCUUUGCUUAUGGUCAAACAGGAUCUGGGAAAACACAUACAAUGGGUGGUGAAUUUCAUGCUCGUGGUCAACAAAAUUGUUCUAAUGGAAUUUACGCCUUAGCAGCUGCUGAUGUCUUCGAUUUGAAUACAACUACGUAUAGGAAUGAGAAUCUUCGAAUUGUUGCAACAUUUUUCGAAAUAUACAGUGGGAAAGUUUUUGACUUGUUAAAUAAAAAAGCCAAACUUCGAGUUCUGGAAGAUGCUAAAGGUCAAGUUCAAAUAGUUGGAUUACGUGAAGAAGAAGUGAAUUCAGUUGAUUGUGUUUUAAAACUUCUACAACAUGGUGCACAUAUUCGAACUAGUGGUCAAACAUCAGCUAAUCAACAUUCUAGUCGUUCGCAUGCUGUCUUUCAAUUGAUUUUAAAAAAACAAUCUACGGGGAAAAUUCAUGGUAAAUUUUCACUUAUUGAUUUGGCCGGUAAUGAACGUGGUGUGGAUACAAGUAGUUCUGAUAGACAUACUCGAAUGGAAGGCGCUGAAAUUAAUAAAAGUCUUUUAGCUUUAAAGGAAUGCAUUCGUGCUCUUGGUCGGCGUGGUGCACAUCUACCUUUUCGUGCGAGUAAAUUAACUCAAGUACUGCGUGAUUCAUUUAUUGGAGAUCGUUCUCGAACGUGUAUGAUUGCUAUGAUAUCACCUGGUAUGUCCAGCUGUGAACAUACAUUAAAUACACUACGUUACGCUGAUCGUGUGAAAGAACUUGGACCAGGAACUUUGUCAGCAAGUAACAGUAAUACUGAUCUACCAGCAAAUGGUAAUACUAAUCAACCACAGUUAUCAUCUCGUAGUUCAAAUUGUACUGUUGCUGGAGGCACGGUGCCUCCUCAAAUCAACUUUCGGAAUCCUCCAAGUACUAAUAUAGGAACAAGCGGGAAUAUCUUGUCGAAAAAUUAUUACCCUUCAUCCAAUAAUAAUGAUUUUAGUAAUAACAACUGGCAGAAUGAUACAUUAACAAAUAAUCAUGUUAAUUCAAUUGCUGGCGGUGACGGUGAUUUAGCUAUGCUUCGAUCAGCUAAUGAAGGUGAAGUACCUGAGGAAGUUCUUCAUUUUCAUGAAGUUAUCGAUCAGAUUGAACGCAUGGAAGAAGAAAUUUGCGAUGAUCACAAAGCUGUUUGUCAUUCUAUGAGCGAUUGGACUAAAGAACAUUAUUCUUUAUACAAAAUAUCAAAUCAAGUGGAAUUCGAUGUUGAAGAAUAUAGUGCUCGUUUAGAAUAUCUACUUAGCAAACAAAUUAAAAUUUUAUCCUCUUUAAAAGAUAAAGUGACAUUAUGGCGCCGUGAUCUAAGACAAGAAGAAGAACUAAGCACUAAUUUACAACGAAAUCAUAAAUUAUAGUUUCUAACUCACUUUACUGAUAACAAAUCAAUACAAGUCAAUAACAUAAAUAAUAUGGAUUGUAAUUGUUGAAAUCAAUCAUGUUAUAAUGUUUCGCAUUAUAUGUAUGUAACCGUCUGUCCGUUUACAAAUUCCCGACCUUGAUGAAAGUGUUCCUAGUCAACAACAUAUUUUGUUGGUUAGAGUUUGGAUUAGAUAUUUUUUGUCAAUUAAAGAUUUACUGUGAUACGAUAAAUAGGAUUAUGAACUAUGUUCUUUUUACAGUUUGUAUGCGGUUAUAAGCAUAUCAACACAAGCAUUGAGAAGAUCUUUCGUCUUAAACACACUCCUGUUAUGUUUUAUGCUGUUGAACACAUAGUUGCUGGUAUCUGUAUGUCUGUAAAACAUGGAAAGCGUGUGCAGAUAUGGUCUGAUUAUGUAUCAUCAACCCUUGUUCUCUGUAUUUUUUUCUGUUCUCACUAUUCUUAUUCUCCCUAUUUUUUUUACUUACACCUAUACCAAAUAAAAAGUAGCUCUUCAUGCUUUCUCUCUUUACAUAUUAUCAUUUUUAAAAGUAUAAGCGUUACACAAUUCAAAAUGCAUAUACCAUCAUCAUUUUGUGAUUUGGUUGUCAAGUCUAACAUUACAUUUCAACCAAUUAAAUGCUCUUCUUCUUUAGAAUACUAUCUACAUUUCCUCCCCUUCAUUUUAAUGUAACAAUGAUCUAUUUGUGCACUAAACUAAUGUUGAUUCAUUUCUCACAUAAAAUGAAAUGUAUGUAUCUAUAUAAUCGCAAUGUAUUGAUUUCUGUUUUUAGUUGCUUUCGUAUUCAUUGACUAUUUUGCAUGUUGAGAGGCAAUGGUGUAACCUCACAAUAUUGAUAGUAUCACCACAUGUCCUAAGGACGCCAGAGUUGUUGGUUUUUAUGAACAAUUUCCUCUUCAUUUGUUCAUUCAAUAUUAUAACAAAUACAUUCUUAGGAUCGAAAAGAACACUUGAUCGAAGUUGGUAUGUCUUUCAUUAUGUUUGUGUUUCCAUCGUUACUUACCAAAUGUAAACGUCAUGAGUUUAGGUUUCAGUACAAUAGAAUCUGUUUUUCUCCUAAGUAUGUUAGUCAAAUUAUCGACUGUGUAACAUACAGAGUUGAAUCC
Schistosoma intercalatum is the source of this 4148-nucleotide messenger RNA. NCBI's taxonomy places the organism in Eukaryota, Metazoa, Platyhelminthes, Trematoda, Strigeidida, Schistosomatidae. The record is from the annotation of a GenBank genome assembly.